CCCUCUUUCUUUCUUGCGGAGGAGAAAAUUCUGCAUUGGGAACUCCCAGUGCUUGCUAACUUUCCAGCAGCCAAAUCGACGAAUCUGCUGCUCACGUUUAGAUCACGGAGAGAGAGAGAGGGGGAGUGUGUGUGGAAGAGAGAGAGAGCGCGAGUGAGUGGAGGAAAGAGAGAGAGGGAGAGGGAGCUGUGGUAUGUGUCUGCCUCUGCAAACCGUGGAGUUGAAUGUAGCGGUAUAGACUCCCCCGCUGAGAAGUGAAAGCUUUCCCAGCUACAUUUGCACAGAGACGGACGGAGGGGGGAAGUUUUCCCGAGCCUGUCGCAGAACCAAACAUGCUCCUUACCCCGGGAGAGUUCCUCUCGGGCUGCUUCUUCAUCCUCCUGUGCGUCGCCUGCUCCACGGAGUUGUCCUUGUCGCCUGAGGAAGCGAGCCAGUUUUUGAGAAGACACAAGAGAGCGAACCAGGUUUUUGAGGAAACCAAACAAGGGCAUUUGGAGAGGGAAUGUGUGGAGGAGAAAUGUACCAAAGAAGAGGCACGAGAAGUGUUUGAAAAUGACCCAGAAACGGAAUAUUUCUAUCCCAGGUAUUUGGCAUGUGUGGAGCAGUUCGGCGAAAAAAAGAAGGGAGACCUGGUCACCUGUGUCCACAACAUUCCAAACCAGUGCUCCCCCGACCCCUGUAAUCACAAGGGGACAGUACGCUGUGAGGAUAAAAAGGGCGACUUCCAAUGUCACUGCUUUACAGGGUGGGCUGGUCUCAAGUGUGAGCAAGAUGUAAAUGAGUGCAAUAAGGAAAAUGGAAGAUGUGAUCAUGAGUGCAUUAACUCAGUAGGAAGUUACCAUUGCUCCUGUCGUGAUGGUUACUCACUGUCUGGCCACCACAUGUGUCUGGACAUUGAUGAGUGUAGGGUGGUUCCUAAUGUUUGUGGGAAUGCACAGUGCAAGAACUUGAUAGGGAGUUACGAGUGCCUUUGUGAGGUUGGCUACAUCUACAACAAUGGGACCAAAACCUGUGAAGAUGUGGACGAGUGUGAGUCACAUGUGUGUGAGGAGGAGUGUGUCAACACGCCUGGGAGUUACCGUUGCUUUUGCGAUGGCAGACAGGGCAAAAAGCUUGGACAAGACUUGAGGAGCUGUGAGCCCAUUAAGCCUUGUUUGGCACUGGACAUGAAAAGGAACUCUCGUUCUCUUUACCUGGGCCGCAUGUUCAGUGGGAUUCCUGUGGUAAAACUACGCUUCCGCCGCCGAGUUCACACCGGUACUGACGUCCUGUUCCCAUUCAGCUUCACAGCAGAGUUUGACCUGAGAACCUAUGACUCGGAGGGAGUGAUCUUCUUUGCUGGUGGACACUUGAACAGUUCCUGGAUCGUGCUGGCAAUCCACCAUGGAAAACUGGAACUGCAGUUAAAAUAUGGAGCUGUGAGCCGGGUGACUAGCAGUGGCCCAUUGGUUAACGAUGGACUGUGGCACAAGAUAUCAGUAGAGGAGCAAGGGCGAAGUCUGGUGAUAAAAAUUGACAGGGAGGCAGUGAUGAAGAUUGCAGUGAAUGGAGAUCUAUUUACGCUGAAGAAAGGCAUGCACGAGCUCAACCUAACUGUGGGCGGGGUUCCAUUCAAAGAGGACGGACUGGUUAAUAAGGUAAACCCACGUCUAGAUGCUUGUAUGCGAGAUUGGCACUGGCUGACCGGUGAAGAUACAUCCAUCCAGGAGACCAUCCGCAACAAUGAACGUAUGCAGUGCUAUGCCACUGAGGACCACAGCUCAUUUUACCCAGGCCAUGGGUUCGCCUACUUCAACCACAGCCAUGGUGACGCACAGAUGCUUAGUAUACAGUUGACCAUACUUCCAGCAUCUGCAGUGGGAGUUCUGUUUGCACUUGUUCGUCAGGAUCAUGUCCCUCUCUCCAUCUCUCUUUCUAACUACCAUUCUGGGAAGAAGGAAUGGGCAGAGCAUAUACUGGUGUCUUUCGGUGAUGUGAUUGUGGCCAGCACUCCAGUUGACCUGUGUGACUCUGCGAUGCACACUGUGAAUGUGACUGUGUCUGGGAACAGCACCAUAUUGGAGGUGGAUGGGCAGCUGGGCCUGACUGAACCAGUUGAGCGAUUGGAGCCCCUGGACCUGUCAUCCUCAUACAGCACCUUUAUUGGAGGCAUACCAGAUGUUUCUCUGGUGUCCACUCCAGUCUCUGCCUUCUAUACAGGCUGUAUGGACGUCAUGGUCAACGGCCAGCUAUUAGACCUGGAUGAGGCCCAACACAAGCACAAUGAUAUCCGCUCUCAUGCCUGCCCUCUAGUGGCCCUCACCAGUGAAACAAAAAAAAUCGUCUGGGGAAACUAGAACGCACAGCAAACUUAUAGGGCUAGUUUUUCUGGACCUAGCUUAAGCCUAGCCCUGGAACCAAAAUGCCUUUAAAAGGGGAAUGUCCAGUCAAAGUGAAUUUUAGUUCAAGAGUAAGCUUAAUCUGGGUCUUUAGGACUGGCACAAAAUGGCCUUACCAAGCCACAUUCUCUACAUACACUCCAUUUGGUUUAACCACCUCUGAUCUUUCAAACUUGAGUUUGACUCUGACAAAUUUGGUGUUGCACAGCCACAAUUAUCCACUCCUGCAACAGUGGUCCAUUACAUACGCCGUCUUCCAACAGUAAGCAAUGUAUACACGAUCACAUAGACACUGUAACUUGUAUAUUUAUAUUAUACUCACUGAGACACAGGGGAGGUGUACACUUACAUUAGAGAGGUGAGAAGCACUGCGCCGCAACACAAGCUACUGAGAAAGAGAGUGCGCUGUAACAUAUUGUAUAUGUAAAUACGUGACUGUACAAUGCUUUUUAGACGAAACAAAAGGAAA
Messenger RNA from Colossoma macropomum (tambaqui), 2847 nucleotides. RefSeq names its product growth arrest-specific 6 (gene gas6). Gene Ontology annotation, molecular function: calcium ion binding. The coding region runs from base 333 to 2336 and encodes 667 amino acids. The transcript has 15 exons. Lineage: Eukaryota; Metazoa; Chordata; Actinopteri; Characiformes; Serrasalmidae. The record is from RefSeq and is a predicted model, not a curated record. Gene Ontology annotation, cellular component: extracellular region.